UUAUGACAAAUGGGGAGCAGCAAGUUUAAGCUCCACACAGCUUGUGUUGAGGAUAAAAAAGUGCUGCCUCAAAGAAAUAGUGGGUGGGAGAGAAUUUGACACACAGAAGCAAGGACAUCACCAUAAGUGGCUUUGGUGUUUCCAUAGUGGGUGAACCACAUUACAGACCUUGAGCAAUUUUCAAGGCAAAAGACCAUCACUGCUCACAGCUUAUCACAGAAGGAGCAUAUUGCUGGUCCUGCAGUUGCUAAGGUGUGACGGGCUAGUAACACUGAUGGAGCACCACUCCUUUGAUUUAUUUUCUGACGAAGACAAGGAACUGAAUUUUACAAAGGUUACCAGCAAGAAAUGUGGGGUCAAUGAAGAAUCAGAGUCUUUGACAUAUAAGGCAUCUAUCAGCCAAGACAGAGAAGAUGAGCUGAGAAUCUAUAGUACACAUGACGGUGAUGAUGAAAUCAACAAGCAGGAUGAAGAAGCUAAUGAAGGUGGUCAAUUAAGCCAAGACAUUGUUGACAACCUCCAGAAGAUUAUAGAACUUCAGCAGAGGAAGAAAGUCCAAAAGACACUUGAGCUCAAAACACCUCCAGCAUUUCACACUGUGUGUGAUUUUGUUGAUGAAGAUGACUUUCUGAAGGCAGCUAUGGACAACAAACUGUCGAUGAUUGAGAGUUAUCUCGCCAGGGGUGCGGACCCAAAUGCGUGUGACAAUUUCAACCGCACAGCUCUACACAGAGCUUGUUCGAGAGGCAAUGUGGAGAUUGUGAAGAGGCUGCUGGAAGCUGGGGCUUUAAUUGAAAACAAGGACAAGCUUGACGCAACUGCUGUUCAUUGGGCCUCUCGCGGAGGAAGCCUGCCUGUGCUAGAGCUGCUCCUGAACCACAAUGGCAACCUUAGUGCCAGAGACAAGCUCCAGAGCACUCCCCUGCAUGUGGCAGUGAGGACAGGUCACUAUGAAUGUGCUGAACACCUCAUUCACUGCGGAGCAGAUGUCAACGCAAAGGACAGAGAGGGAGACACACCAAUGCAUGAUGCCGUCCGACUGAACAGAUUCAAAUUCAUCCAGUUACUCCUGAUGCAUGGAGCCAACCUGAAAGUGAAGAAUUGGGAGGGGAAAUCACCCAUGGACAGUAUUUUGGAGUGGCAGAGUGGAGCUAAAACCAUUCUUGACAACUUUAAUGACAAGUCUCAAGCCAAGUGAAUUGAAAAAGAAAUGAAAACAUUUAAUUGUGCACAGCAAUAUCUGCGCAAUGUAAAAUAAA
Messenger RNA from Pygocentrus nattereri (red-bellied piranha), 1259 nucleotides. It is a transcript of the gene ankrd1b, whose product is annotated as ankyrin repeat domain 1b (cardiac muscle). The record is from RefSeq and is a predicted model, not a curated record. Gene Ontology annotation, cellular component: cytoplasm; nucleus. Gene Ontology annotation, molecular function: protein binding. Bases 275 to 1198 code for a protein of 307 amino acids. NCBI's taxonomy places the organism in Eukaryota, Metazoa, Chordata, Actinopteri, Characiformes, Serrasalmidae. The transcript is spliced from 10 exons.